Molecule: messenger RNA, 1008 nt
Organism: Aureobasidium subglaciale EXF-2481
Lineage: Eukaryota; Fungi; Ascomycota; Dothideomycetes; Dothideales; Saccotheciaceae
Exons: 2
Coding region: 1-1008 (335 amino acids)
Molecular function (GO): hydrolase activity
Source: RefSeq, a predicted model, not a curated record
AUGCCGCCUUCUGGCACAGUGAAAACCCGCAUCUUAAUAAUCAGCGACACGCAUUCCACCCCUCUCGAAACCCCCUCUGCCUCCCAACCAUUCCGACACCCAUUACCCUCGGCAGAUGUUCUAAUACAUUGUGGCGACCUGACCAUGGAAGGGUUGACUUCUGAGUACAGGAAAACCCUUGACAUGCUUGCUGCAAUCGACGCACCUGUAAAACUAGUGAUUGCGGGAAACCAUGAUCGCACAUUGGAUAAAGAGUGGAUGAGAACUCAUGAAAGAAUGCUGUGGGGCAAGAAAUGGAGAGAGACCUAUGAGGAGGCGAGGGAGAUUUGGUUUGGAAAGAAUGGGAGGGCGAGGAAGGAGGGAGUUACGAUGUUGGAGGAGGGGUUGCAUGAGAUUGAUGUGGGUAAUGGAACUAUUUUGACUCUACAUGCGAGUCCUUAUCAACCAGAGUUCUAUGAUUGGGCUUUCCCCUACCAAAAACAUCAGGAUCGUUACAACCCGCCCUCCAACACUCUCUCAGACGCCGAAAACAUCGCUGUCAAUCCCAUUUCCUCAUUCUCGGAAAAGGCAAUCGAUGUCAUCUGCACGCAUGGCCCACCCUGGAAGCACGGCGACAUUACAGCACACGGGAACGUCGGUUGUCCACACCUCCUCACAGCGGUCUCAAGAGCAAAGCCACUGAUUCACUGCUUCGGCCAUAUUCACGAAGGCUGGGGUGCUGAGACCGUGACAUGGGACAAAGCUACAGAGUCCAGCGAGACGGAGACGAUUGCACAGUUCAAGGCAGAAGGAUGGAAGAAGCACAUCAAAAGGACCGAGGGAGUCAAAGUGACGGAGAAAGAGGUCAAGAGUAAGAGAGCAGUAUUCGUGGAUGGGACUAAGGAGGGAGGCAAGGAGAUCAGGAGGGGCGAGCAGACUUUGAUGGUUAAUGCGGCGAUUAUGGAUGUUGGGUACGAUCCUGUCAACGCGGCCUUUGUCGUUGAUCUGGAUCUACCUGUCAAGAAUUAA